AAAAUUUGUGGGCAAAGGUUUACCUGUUUUCCUGAUGUUUUCUGGCUAAAAAUAAUUAAUGUACAUUUAUGACACUGUACUUUGUGUUAUAUUACCCUGGCUCAAAAAAGGUAAAAUGUUUUAUCCCUUCUGUCUGCCUUUUUCUUUAUAUUUAAUUAUAUUUGCCAGGGUCUCCCAAACCUCUAUACAUUUACACUGUUUAUAUAAUUGAUGCAAAAAAACAAACAAAAUGGAAAUAUUUUCUAGUAGUUGUAUCAUGUCUGCUGGUACAUCCGGGUUCACUUUUAUGUCCUUUCACUUUUUUUAUGAUUUUUCAUGUACUGAAAAGUUAAACUGUUUUUCUUUCAUUUCAGAGCUGAUGGAAGAGAACGAGGAGAGUGAAGAAGUGAGUGAAGUGGAGGAGCAACAUCAUGACAAACCUGGAGAAAAACCUCUGAGACGCUCAAAGACUAAAAAGACAUUUUUAAAGGAAAGGAGAGCCAAGAAAUCUUUCACGUGCAAUCAGUGUGGAAGGAGUUUCACAGCCAAACAAAGUCUUAAACUUCACACGAGAAUCCACACUGGAGAAAGACCAUUCACAUGUGAUCAGUGUGGAAAGAACUUCAUGCAAAAAAGUAAUCUUAAUGUUCACAGGAGAGUCCACACCGGAGAGAAGCCGUUCACAUGUGAUCAGUGUGGAAAAACAUUUCUUUGGGCAUCAAACCUGAAGGAACACCUGACAGUUCAUACGAAGGAGAAACCGCAUUCGUGUUCUGUGUGUGGAAAGAGUUUUUCACUGCUGCAAAAUUUACAUAGACAUGAGAAAAUUCAUUCUGGUGUGAGAGAUUACAUGUGCUUUGAGUGUGGGAAGGCUUUUUUUGUUGCAAACAGUUUAAAACGUCACGAGAUGAUUCACUCUGGAGAAAAACCCUACAAGUGUCCACACUGUGACAAGAGAUUUAAUCGGUCAGGAACCCUGAAAGCACAUAAGAGGAUCCACACUGGAGAGAAACCGCACACGUCUGAUCAGUGCGAAACGAGCUUCACUAUUAACACUCACAUGAAGAUCCAUGCAGUGGAGAAACCAGAUCAGCACAGUCUGAAAUCACAAGUUGAAGAAAGUGAGGAGAAUGAAGAAUUAAGUGAAUUUGAGGGAAAAAAUCAUGUUAAAACUGGAGAAAAACCUUUGAGUAGCUCUCAAACCAAACGGAAAGAUUUAAAGAAAAUAAGAGCCAAGAAAUCUUUCACCUGCACUUUCACCUGUGGAAAGAUUUUGACAAGCAAAUAUAAUCUUGAUGUUCACAUGAGAGUUCAUACUGGAGAGAAACCGUACACAUGUUCACACUGUGACAAGAGAUUCAGUCGGUCAACAAAUCUGAAAAGACACGAGAGGAUCCACACUGGAGAGAAACCGUAUCCCUGCACUGCAUGUGGGAAGUGUUUCAAUAAUUCAUCUGCUCUACACAGACAUACAAAAAACACUUGCAAUUUAUUAUUGCUGCAUGAAUAUUAUCAAGCUAUUUGAAUCUAGCCAACCAUUUCUAUAUGCGAUAAUAUCAAGACAUUUGUGACCCUGGACCACAAAACCAGUCAUAAGGGUAAAUUUUUCGAAAUUGAGAUUUAUACAUCAUCUGAAAGCUGAAUAAAUUAAGUAAAACAAAGUGAUAAACCAUCUUAAAGCCCACCCUUGGAUACCUGUAUAGUUUUGUAAUCGAUGUAUGAGUAAUGUAAAGCAAGUAACAGUGAGUAAAACAAAGGUAAUGUGUGUGAAUAGAGUAUUAGCACUGUAAGUGAGAUUAGCGGCAACCAAAUUCUAAACGUGCUGUAGCAACAAACAGGAAGUGAUAUCAAAACUAUGAAAACAUUCAUGAAAACAAGGUGUUUGAGGCAAAGUGAUAUACUGGAGAAAAUCUGAUGUGUCAGAACAUCGGAUCCAUGCAUUAGUUCUUAAAGUGACAGCAGCCUAAUACACCUGCAGCUGUCUGUGUCAUUAAUGAUAAUCAAACAACAAAAGAAAAAGAAAAACUUCACUCUCUAAUCUUGUCUGGAUGACUUUAACAGCAUUAAUAAGCAUUAAUCCAUCAGUUUAAACAGGAAAGACCAUACAGUGUUACUUGACAUUUGAUUCAUUUAUUGAAUUUGCUUUGUAAGCUAUUAUUCACCUGAAUACUACUGGUAGUUUUUUCUUUAGUAUCCAAAUUAUAGGUAAACCUUAUGUAUAUAAAUUUUAAACACUAAAAAUACCUUUAUAUUGGUGCAAUUACAAAUAGAUGUUUUAUAUUGAUUGUUUUUGUAAUAGUAAUUUGUUUAAACAGGCUGUUUAUUUGCUAUAGUUUUUUAAAUUUCAGAAUAUAAAGCCAAGAAUACUGUUAAAGAACCGGACUGAUGUGCAGUAUCAUAAGAAUAUUGAUACCGUUAAAACCUUAAUGAGACCCAUCCCUGCUUUUCAGUAGAAGAGCGAGAUCCAUCUGUUUUCACUUUUGUUUUCAGUAAUUAUUGAUCACUUUUGCUUUGAAUAAUUACUGAUUAAAAGAUACCUUUUUAUUAAUAUGAUAUUGUUACUUUUUAUAUUUUAUCAACAACUUUUAUUGUCUGCUGAUUUUUGGGCUUUCUGGUUUAAAUUUAUCAAUAAAUCUGAAUUGAAUUGAAAGCCUUUUUUGUCGUAUUUUUCUGCAUACGGUGAUACGGUGAAAUUAAGAGCGCAUUUAGUGCAUUAAAGUCCUGAUAAAUGAAGUGACCAUGUGAUCAUGUUGCACACUGAUAUUCUGCAUAUUGUAUAAAAACAGCAGUACAGACAGAAAAAGACUGGAAUGAAUGAAGAGACUAGUUGAAUAACGUGACUGCAAAAGUGUUUUACAGUUUUUUUUUACAAUCAUUUUGUUACCAAUUUCAGAACCUUGAUGUCAUUUUUCAAAACUCAAAACAGUCAUUAUAUGUAACACAGGCUGUCCGAUGUUCAAAACUUUAGAGUUUGUACUUGGCUAACUGGUGCCAAGUUCAGGAAGCAGACAGACUGGCUAAACCGACCGUCAGUUAAUUCUCAGCAUAUAGAGACUCUUUGACCUAGAUAUCACACUAUAGAGACUGUGUCUGUUCC
Molecule: messenger RNA, 3076 nt
Organism: Cyprinus carpio (common carp)
Lineage: Eukaryota; Metazoa; Chordata; Actinopteri; Cypriniformes; Cyprinidae
Product: zinc finger protein 235-like
Exons: 2
Coding region: 230-1504 (424 amino acids)
Source: RefSeq, a predicted model, not a curated record